Messenger RNA from Anopheles coluzzii, 951 nucleotides. RefSeq lists its product as uncharacterized. The transcript is spliced from 2 exons. Lineage: Eukaryota; Metazoa; Arthropoda; Insecta; Diptera; Culicidae. The record is from RefSeq and is a predicted model, not a curated record. The coding region runs from base 11 to 814 and encodes 267 amino acids.
AAACAAUAAUAUGUUCCGGAAUCGAAUAUCGGUCGUGCGGCGAGCAAAAAACGGCUCCAAACCCAGCAGCAGCAUUCAAUCGCCGCUGAGCUCAACCAAUGAGGGAGGUGCGACAGGCGAUGGCCCGAACAGUCUGCCGGUAGAACUAGAACAAUCGGGCUUUAGUCGUGCAAGUGAGCUAGUGACACCUGCCUCACCAUCAUCAUCUUCAGUAGCGGCAGACGAGUCGAUCGUGAUGAUGGAACAUGGCAAACUGGUCGAAGGCAUUUGCAUCGACGAAACGGCUUUUACGCUGGACGAUAGCGGUGAAAUUCGGGAGAACGAGCUGCGGCUAACGGUGGAAGAUGAUAACGAUGUUACGAAGGAUCUCGAUUUUAGCCGUACAUCGCCCGCCCUGUUUUCGAUGACCUCACCCAAGCGUGCCCGGAUGAUGCUGGAGAUACAGCGGUCGAUCGAUCGGAACCGAUCCGCCAUGACCGGUCCGGUUAGCAGCUCAACGCCAUUUUUGAUGCCGGCGGUGGAAGGUUCGGGAUUCGGGAGCUCGCUGACGACGACAACGAAGUCGGAGGUUUCGCCGGCCGCUUUGCGGAGCAGUGUGGAUGAAACACCUGUGCCACAGAAUCAACAGCAACUGUGUCAGCAGGAGGGACAGCGAACGCCGUGGAGUGGCCGCUCGGCGGAAAGCCAGUCGAUGCAGGCGGGUGCUUUGAAGCGCCAAUCGAUUGCCGGUGCGAUAGACGAUCUGAACGAGAUGACGGAGGAGCUAAUCGAUUUUAUCAAAGGCUUCGAGGAGAAGUACUCCGCAAUCCAUUAAUGGUGUUCCUUAUGGUUCGAUAGAACUUGAAACAGAGGUUUAUAAAACAGAUGAAUAACGUUGAAACUUGAGGUGGAGCUGAAAAUGUUUCGGAUCGGAUUUUCUAAAUAAACUACACCGGUAGUUGAAGAGAUGUA